AUGCGCUUGGGCGACGGUGCUGGUGGCUCCCCGUGGGCGGCCCCGCUGUCGGUCUGGAACCAGAGCCGGGGCCGUUUGUGGGAGGCGGGAGGCGCGGGCGAAGGGCAGGCGAAGGAGAGCAGCAACUUCAACGAGAGCAGCGACUUGUACGAGCGGGACGAAGAGCUGGCCAAGCUGGAGAUCGGCCUGCUGGCGCUGACGUUCGCCUUGGCGGUGCUGGGCAACUCCUUGGUGCUGCUGGCGCUCCACCGCACCCCGCGCAAGAAGGCGUCGCGCAUGCACCUCUUCAUCCGGCACCUCAGCCUGGCCGACCUGGCCGUGGCUUUCUUCCAGAUCCUGCCGCAGCUCUGCUGGGACGUGACGUACCGCUUCCACGGGCCCGACGGGCUGUGCCGCGUGGUGAAGCACCUGCAGGUCUUCGGCAUGUUCGCCUCGGCCUACAUGCUGGUGGUGAUGACGGCCGACCGCUACAUCGCCGUGUGCCACCCGCUCAAGACGCUCCAGCGGCCGGCCAGGCGCUCCCGCUGCAUGAUCGCGGCGGCGUGGGCGCUCAGCUUCCUGCUCAGCCUGCCGCAGUACUUCAUCUUCUCGCUCAGCGAGGUGGAGAGCGGCUCCGAGGUCUACGACUGCUGGGCGCACUUCGUCAAGCCCUGGGGGGCCCGCGCCUACGUCACCUGGAUCACCGGCGGCAUUUUCGUGGCGCCCGUCGUCGUCCUGGCCACCUGCUACGGCUUCAUCUGCCGCCACAUCUGGAGCAACCUCCGCGACAAGAUCCGGCGGCAGAGGUCGGAGGCGCCGCCGCCGCCCCCCCGAGGUGGCGCCCUCCUGGGCAAAGGGCUGCUCCACGCGCCCUGUGUCAGCAGCGUCAAGAACAUCUCGCGCGCCAAGAUCCGCACCGUCAAGAUGACCUUCGUGAUCGUCUCGGCUUACGUCGUCUGCUGGGCGCCUUUCUUCACCGUCCAGAUGUGGUCUGUCUGGGACUGGCACUGGCAAGCCUCCUGGACCGACUCCGAGGACGUUGUAAUCACAGUCACUGCCCUUUUAGCCAGCUUGAACAGUUGUUGCAAUCCAUGGAUCUACAUGUUCUUUAGUGGGCAUCUUCUGCAAGACUUCAUUCAGAGCUUUCCAUGCUGUCAAAAACUAAAACAAACACUGAACAAAGAAGAUUCUGAGAGCAUCAGCAGGCGACAGACUUCUUUCACCAAUAACAGAAGUCCAACAAACAGUUUGGAAACAUGGAGAGAAUCUCCAAAUUCAUCAAAGUCUAUGGAUUUCAUCCCUAUUUCUUCCUGAGCCAUGUAUGCGAAACUGAUGGCCCUUGAGUGCCCGAUGAACAAUUUAGCACUUUAUCUGAUCACAGCUACCAGUUAUUAAACAGCAAAUGAACUAAGAAAAUCAACAGAAAAAUGGAAGUUUAUUACUUGUGUAUGAUAAUUUUGCAUUGAUGUAAAUUAAUGCUGUAUAUUAGUCUAGAAAAAGUACAAUAUUGUGUAUUCAGUGCAGUUAAAAUUAUAUAUAUGAUAUUUUUCUAAAAUAAUAUAUAUAUAUAUAUAUAUAGUUUUUUUGUUUUCAGCACAACUGUUAUGUGGCAUGUAAGAUUAAAAGCAGAUGCUACUUAAACACA
This is a messenger RNA of Heteronotia binoei (common prickly gecko), 1624 nucleotides long. It is a transcript of the gene AVPR1A, whose product is annotated as arginine vasopressin receptor 1A. Gene Ontology annotation, cellular component: membrane. The record is from RefSeq and is a predicted model, not a curated record. Lineage: Eukaryota; Metazoa; Chordata; Lepidosauria; Squamata; Gekkonidae. Gene Ontology annotation, biological process: G protein-coupled receptor signaling pathway; regulation of systemic arterial blood pressure by vasopressin; positive regulation of vasoconstriction. The transcript is spliced from 2 exons. Bases 1 to 1293 code for a protein of 430 amino acids. Gene Ontology annotation, molecular function: vasopressin receptor activity; peptide binding.